CAGUCACUACAGGUCUGACCUGAAGAGUCACAGAUCCACAGAUAUAACAUAUACAGUACUGUAUAUAGAGAGAGAGGAGACUCAGCCGACAGCUUCAGCACUGACUGGGAUACAGCAGCACUCAAGGUCAUUUGUCGCCAUGUGGAGAAUUGUCGCUGUGCAUCUGAUUCUGCUCUGUGUGGAUCCUAUCACUGCAGAAUGGUGUUACACAGAGGAAUCAUGCGAACCCAAUACAUGGAGCUCUUUGGGAUCAUGUGGAGGAUCACGUCAGUCUCCUAUAGACAUUGUGAAUGGAUCUGCACAGUUCAACGCCAGCCUGGAGAACUUUAACUUCACCAACUACAACAAUAACAGCAAACUGCUGGUACUCAACAACCCAGGCCACACAGUGGAGGUUCAGCUGGAUAGUGGGGUGACUAUAUCAGGGGGAGGUCUGCCAGCCACCUACUCUGCACUCGCUUUCCACUUCCACUGGGGGAAUGGGACCCUACCUGGUUCGGAACAUCAUCUGGGUGGAAAGCAGUUCCGUAUGGAGAUGCACGUUGUUCAUACCAAGAAUGGAAUGAAUUUGACUGCUGCCAGGCAAGACCCGUCUGGAAUUGCAGUGCUUGGAUUCUUCAUUGAUGUUGGGACAUCAGCCAGCACUUCGUCAAUGACCACACUGGCCAACCUGUUAGCAAAUGUCUCGGGUGCAGGAACGAAUAUAACCCUGAAUACAUCCUUUUCUAUUGAUUCUGUCCUGGGAGACGUUGAUAAGACCUCUUAUUAUCGAUACUCGGGUUCUCUUACUACCCCAACAUGUGACGAGGCUGUAGUGUGGACAAUUUUCAAAAACCCUAUUCUAAUCCCAGAAAGUGUGAUACUGACCUUCUCUUCGAGUCUUAUUCGUAACACCACCGGAAGUCCUCAGUACGUGGUAAAUAAUUUCCGCCCUCUUCAGGAGCUCAAUUCUCGGCAGGUGCAGUCUUCUUUUGAUGUAAGCUCUCCUUCUAGCACACCAUCUUCAUCUAAGUCUAACACAUCUUCAACAACACCCAGCACAUCAUCUCAAUCAAUUGGUGUCACAUCCAGUGCAAACUUCCAUUUUUGCUUGGGGCAUUUGCUGUUCUUCAUCAGUGCCCUUGUGCUGCUGUCUCAAGGACUAAUCUAAGAAUGAAUUUGGCUUUGUAAUUAUACCCUUUUCACAUACCAAAUAUCUUUUUCACUUUACUGCAUUUUGAUGGAGCUGGACUGAGGCCAGUUGGACUUGGAGGCCACAUUAGGUUGAGAAUCAAGAGCUGUUUAAAAAAUACAAUCAAAUUAAAAAGUGCUAAAGCCUUACUGGACCUUCAAACAACCACUGGACUCUAGAACACUAGUUGCAAAUGGACAUGGUUUUCUGCCCCUGAAAAUGAGGCCGAUAUAGAACAAGAAUUCUUCUAACCUAUGGGUUAAGACCAAAAGUUGGUCUCCAUGAGGUUUAAGUAGUGUCCCAAUGAUCCCCUUGGAUAAUCUUAUGAACAGUCAUUAAAGUGAGAUCCAUUACUGGUUCUAUGCCAAGUUCUGGGCCACAAAGCAGAUUUAUGGAAUGAAUUUGGGCCCCUGUAAAAAUGCUUAUGAAACAUUGCUAAAGAACUAUCGUAUGGGGUGAUCACCAUCUCUUAGAAUCUACAACCCCCGAAUCCUACAGGAACUCCUCAGAUCUUGAAAGCAAACUGACCCCCUGGUCUGCAGGAGAUGAAAAGGUGGUGGUUAAAAUUGAAGCUCAAAAAAUGCAAUUGUAUUAUGGUCAUGUGUUGUAAAUGAAAUGCAAUAAUCAUGUAACAUAACGGAAAUAGCUGUUCCUUUAUAAAGAAACCCAAAAUGAUCUGUAUAUUAUAUUUAUAUUGCUGUAAAUAGAUGUUUUCAAUGAUUUAUAUUUUCCCUGUCCAAUUAAAUGGGUGAAUAAAUUUCAUGAUGUCA
Molecule: messenger RNA, 1941 nt
Organism: Xenopus laevis (African clawed frog)
Lineage: Eukaryota; Metazoa; Chordata; Amphibia; Anura; Pipidae
Product: carbonic anhydrase 4
Exons: 9
Coding region: 140-1150 (336 amino acids)
Source: RefSeq, a predicted model, not a curated record